AUGCAUCUCGAUGGAUUUACAGCAAGAAGCUUAGUUGCCAUGGGAAUGCUGCUGAUGAUGAUGAAACGGGUCUCAGCGCCGUCACCACUAUCAGCGGACUUGUGCAGGGGCCCGGCGCUAGCCAGGGGAUCUCCGGCCGUGGAACAGGUUGUGCACAAGCCGAAUUCUUUGUCCGAACGAGGUACGAGACCGACAUAUGGCCGUUAUUUGCAAGCGCUGCCUUGGCUGGACCCCGGUGCACAACCCUUUAUGUGA
Molecule: messenger RNA, 255 nt
Organism: Puccinia graminis f. sp. tritici CRL 75-36-700-3
Lineage: Eukaryota; Fungi; Basidiomycota; Pucciniomycetes; Pucciniales; Pucciniaceae
Exons: 2
Coding region: 1-255 (84 amino acids)
Source: RefSeq, a predicted model, not a curated record